Microdochium trichocladiopsis is the source of this 444-nucleotide messenger RNA. RefSeq lists its product as uncharacterized. The annotation marks the transcript as partial. Lineage: Eukaryota; Fungi; Ascomycota; Sordariomycetes; Xylariales; Microdochiaceae. The transcript has a single exon. Gene Ontology annotation, molecular function: RNA binding; metal ion binding. The record is from RefSeq and is a predicted model, not a curated record.
AUCCUCACCCACUCGACGCCGAGCUACACCUUCAACUUCUCGCCCUUCCUGCGCAGGACGUACGGCCACGCCCUCGAGCCGCACCGGACAGACAAGCCAGACUCAUCCUCCUCCGCCCAGGCCGGCGCCACCAGCGGCUUCAACUCGCUCGUGUGCAAGCACUGGCUGCGCGCGCUCUGCAAAAAGGGCGAGCACUGCGAGUUCCUGCACGAGUACAACCUGCGCAAGAUGCCCGAGUGCAACUUCUUUGUGCGCAACGGCUACUGCAGCAACGGCGACGAGUGCCUGUACCUGCACAUCGACCCCCAGAGCAAGCUGCCCCCCUGUCCCUGGUACGAGCGCGGCUUCUGCCCCCUCGGCCCGGAGUGCUCCAAGAAGCACGUCCGCAGGAAGCUGUGCCCUUACUAUCUCGCCGGGUUCUGCCCGGACGGGCCGGACUGCAAG